This is a messenger RNA of Polypterus senegalus (gray bichir), 4401 nucleotides long. RefSeq names its product glycerol kinase 5 (gene gk5). Lineage: Eukaryota; Metazoa; Chordata; Cladistia; Polypteriformes; Polypteridae. The transcript has 16 exons. Gene Ontology annotation, biological process: glycerol-3-phosphate biosynthetic process; glycerol metabolic process; triglyceride metabolic process. The record is from RefSeq and is a predicted model, not a curated record. The coding region runs from base 1379 to 3010 and encodes 543 amino acids. Gene Ontology annotation, molecular function: glycerol kinase activity. Gene Ontology annotation, cellular component: mitochondrion.
ACCUAACAAUGAAGCACUCAACCCCUACUGAUGUGCUUUUGUCACUGUUCUUACAAUUGCAGCACAUCACAUCCUGUGUCGAAGAGUUGUGUACCAUUUCAAGAAGUUGGAACUGGUCGCCGAGGACCAUGUUCAGUAAUGGCUGGCAUACCAUCAUGCAAACGAGCAACUUCAAAACCUGCAGCAGGUGCACCCAUAAAAAUAGCAUGCCUGAAAUGUGGCAGACAGAAUCCCAUCUAGUGAGGUUGUGGAAAGCAGUCCUUUCAGGUACAGAAAGCCACUUCAAUGAACGAUGCAAAGAGAAAAGGAUCCAUUCUGGUACUCGGCACCGGCACUUCAGUAUCACUCAUAAUCUCAGAUCUGCUCUUGUUGCUGUUAUCCACACACCUAUUGCAUACUACCACACUACUUGCAGUUCUUGUGUUGUUACCAUUCACGUUUAGGCAUCUCAUAAGCAGGUUUUUCCUUGAUUACAAAUAGGUGGGGUCGAAAAAUGAUUGAAACCCAGAGACCUCAUUUGUCCUAAAUCUGCCUCUGUUUGUGGCAAAUGAUGAAUACCUGUAAAGAAAGUGUGAAAGCCUCAUUUUUGCAAUUCUUGACACCGUAGAAGCUGGAACGACCUAUCCAACUCCGGGUGAAUGAAGACUUGCUGAAGAUAACGCAUUCCACCGGCGUGGGUCCAAGCAGGACCGUGGAGCUCCGAAUGAACGGCUGCCUGCACUCAGGCGUAUCGCUUUAAGGUGCGCGCACUCGCUGGUGUCGACUGAUGACCACGUGACGCCCGCUGACGUCGCCUCGCGUGUCCAUUCAGAGUUGGCGGGUGGAGUAACUUUGCCUGAACUUUUUUUGCUAAAGAUUUUUUUGUGUAAAUUUUGAAAGAAGUACCGGUCAGUCAAAGACUGAGGAAUGGAUAUUUAACGUCUCAUUGAAAAAAUCCAGUUAAACCGAUUCUAACUUUGCUGUACCCGGUAGGCGUCGCGUGCUGCCUUGUCUGCCUGUUAAACUCUGUAGUUUUGGGGCAAUUAUAUCGCUAUCUCCUAACGAAAAAAUGCUUAUGGGAAAAAACUAUUUCGAUGUCUAAUAGAGACGCCGCUGAACUUUGAUAUUUUCGAUAACGGAGGAGGUGUGUUGGCAUGUGGCGGGGCAGAAAUCACUUGUGACAGGCAGCUGAACGGAGCACGCCGGCAUCUUACACUUACAGUACUUUUUUGAAGCGACUCGAUUACUGCAGUUCCGUGUCGGGGUAGACGGACAAAAAUCUCAUCAUCAUUUUGUUUUCUGUACGCUGAAAAUGUUGGGGCAGUCGCUCGUUUAACCUUUUUUUUAAUUUCGGUUUCGUGAGGAAAACCACUAAGCAAGAACCUGGGUGUACUUUUUGAUGCAACAGCUUCAGAGUUCAUGCAGUGGAAAUCGAAGACGAAUUACAGGACGCUGCAAGAUGAGAUCUUGUAAAAAUGGGAUGAAGACUUUGGACGGGUACGUGCUGUCGGUGGACGUGGGGACAACCACCAUCAGAGGUUACAUUUAUGACAGGGACGGCAGUGUCAGAGGCGCCAGCAGCAAAAAGAUUAAACUUUUGUACCCAAAACCAGGAUGGGUGGAGAUAGACCCAGAAGAGCUUUGGCAACAGUUUGUCAGCAUAGUAAAAGAGGCUGUUCAAGCCGCAGGUUUGCAGAUGAAACAGAUAUUAACCUUAGGAAUCUCAACACAGCGAGCUACAUUCACUACAUGGAGCAAAGAAACCAGGAAACCUUUUCACAACUUUAUUAGCUGGCAGGACCUCCGAGCAACUGAGCUAGUGAAGUCUUGGAACAGUUCGUACUUAAUGAAGGUAAUUCAUGGCUGUGGCAAAAUGUUGCACUUUUUAACCAGACAAAAAAGAUUUCUUGCUGCAAGUAUUAUCAAGUUUUCAACCCAGCAUGUCACAUUUCGUCUGGCUUGGGUCUUGCAGAACAUAAAACAGGUACAGGAAGCUGUAAUAAAAGAUGACUGCUGCUUUGGAACAAUAGAUACAUGGCUACUGUACAGACUCACCAAUGGUGUGGUACAUGCGACUGAUUAUUCUAAUGCAAGUUCCACUGGUAUCUAUGAUUCUUAUCAGUUGUGUUGGAGUGAGUUUUUUUGCUCUCUCAUAUCUUUGCCGCUGUCUAUAUUUCCUAAGGUUGAGAAUACAAGUCACAGCUUUGGCACUUCAGAUCCUGAAAUUUUUGAUUAUCCAAUUCACAUUAAAUGUCUUGUUGCUGAUCAACAGGCAGCUAUGUUUGGGGAGUGCUGCUUUAAUGUAGGAGACAUUAAAAUUACAAUGGGUACUGGUACAUUCAUGGAUAUCAAUACUGGCAGCAAACCUCACACAUCAAUUGCAGGAUUAUAUCCAGUCAUUGGGUGGAAAAUUGGACAAGAACUGGUCUACCUAGCUGAGGGCAAUGCAGCUGAUACUGGCACAGCAGUUAAAUGGGCACAGCAACUAAGUCUUUUUUCAGAUGCAGCAGAAACUGAAACAAUGGCAACUAAUGUGUCUGACAGUGAAGGAGUCUGUUUUGUUCCAUCCUUUAGUGGUUUGCAGGCUCCCUUGAAUGAUCCUCGUGCUUGUGCUUCAUUUAUGGGCUUGAAACCAACAACAACAAAAAAUCACCUUGUUCGAGCAAUCUUGGAAUCUAUAGCUUUCAGAAAUAAACAACUUUAUGAGACCAUGAUUAGAGAAACCUGCGUUCCAGUGAGCAACAUCAGGGCUGAUGGAGGAGUUUGCAGUAAUAACUUUGUGAUGCAGCUCACAUCAGACUUGCUAAACCAGAAAAUUGACCGGCCAAAACAUGUUGAAAUGUCUAGCCUUGGUGCAGCAUUCAUUGCAGGAUUAGGAAUAGGUUUCUGGUCUAACACUGAAGAGCUAAAGUGUUUAAGAAGCACAGAGAAAGUGUUCCUCCCUAAGAAUGCAAAUAAAAAUUAUGAACACAUUAUAGAUAUGUGGGAAGAAGCUUUGAAGCGUUCUAUGCACUGGUACAGCAAAAGAUAGCACAGUAUAUACAGAGUGUUAUAAAAUGCAUCUUUUACUUGAACUGUGCGUAUUAAUACAUUUAGCUCAGAUUAGAAAAUGUACAGUUUAUUAUGAAAAAGUAGACUAUUUUUGUAGUGAUGUCUCAUUGCAAGAUAGUAAAAAAGGCCUAUUAGGACUAUGACAGAUCAAUCAUCAUUUCCUAUAUUACAACACACAUACUGUCGUUGUGCAUUCACGAAUGAGGCUAAGUGAUGAUGUAUUGGCUAGCAAAUUUCUGAACAAAAGCAAGGCUGAAAUAUUUAUACAGCUGCUUGUGACCAGUUUUUUACACUGAAUCAGAAUCUUAACAUUACAAAUGUACUUUCAUAGUAAUUAAAGCUUGAUAAUAUGAUUUUCUUAGCUUAGUGAAAUUAAUUAUAAUUAAUUAAUUAUGGAUUUUUUAGAGGUAAAUCCUAUGAUCACAAUGUCACACCAUACAUUUGAAGAUACCUCUUUUUGACAUCUCCAUUCUGUUUCUUUUUGUUGACACUUUCAACUUUUAGUCAACCAUUUUCUUGGAGAUAUCUUGAGAAAGCUUACAAGUCCAUGUUAAGACAAUUUUUGGCUUUACAAAUAUUCUUUAAAUUUGACAUAUAUUUUACAGUACAUGUUCAUUAAUAAUAAAUGGGUCAAUUGCAUGUCUUGAAAUAGUCAUAACGUUUAAUUCCUCUCAAAAGAUUAUCCAUUUUAAAAUAUAUAUCUCAAAUUUGUUUGUUUACGAGUUGCACAUAAAUAUAAAUACAGUUGUGAUGAAAUCAUAUUGUGACUUCUGCAAAAUCUUCUUUGAAAUUCAUCUCAGUCUAUAUAAAAAGGUAUUUUUUUAGCUUUGUUAAUUUAUAUUUUUACCUAAAAUAUAUUUAAUUAAUCACUACUUGAAAUGUCGCAAGAUACAAAUCGGUACAAAUCAUUAAGCUUGAUGGAAGGAAUGAGUGACAAUAAACAUACAAACCAAGACUGGAUCAUGAGGUUUGGAAAAUUAAUUUCCAGAGCUCAGUAGAUAUUGGCAUGUUGGUACAAUAAGAAAUGUAUAAGGAAAGCACACUUUAAGUGAAGUACAGCACAUUUUGACACUUUACAAAUAUUCACUAAAUAUUGCAGCCAAAUACUUAAAUUGCUUGUUUUUAAAGUUUUAACAUUGUUAAGUGCUGUAGAUGUGAAAAGAGAACUCAUCAUUGCGCUAAUAUGUUAUUAAGUGGUCUUAAAGGCUUUAAGUACUGUGGUGUGUGGGCAUUUGUUUCCGGCUUGCAAUUUGCCUCUUUGUUAAGCAAACAGCACUAUCAUCAGAUUGUGAAAACCUACUUAACCUCCUUAGCAUUGCAUUUUAUUCCAAAAAACCAUGUAAAAAGAAUUGCGCUUUUUUUUUGCAUGAA